Salvia miltiorrhiza (redroot sage) is the source of this 1110-nucleotide messenger RNA. RefSeq lists its product as uncharacterized. Bases 1 to 1110 code for a protein of 369 amino acids. NCBI's taxonomy places the organism in Eukaryota, Viridiplantae, Streptophyta, Magnoliopsida, Lamiales, Lamiaceae. The record is from RefSeq and is a predicted model, not a curated record. The transcript has 2 exons.
AUGACAUGUCCAGAAAAUGAAAGUAGUAUACUCGUUAUAGACGUCAAAUCGAGAAAGUUGUGGGCAGAUAUAGUGAGAUCCUUAUAUGGGGAGAUCGUGUGGGACGAGGAGGGGCUGAAACUUGUUGGAACAAACAGGAUUAAGGGCGGUUGGUGGCCAAAAAUUGUCUCAUUAGCUGGUGGGCAGUCCGGGAAAUGGUUUGUGGAUAACAUUGAUCGCAAGGUUGGGAACGGGAGAGAUACAAAAUUCUGGGAGCAUAGAUGGGUGGGUACUAAACCUUUAAAGUUUGUGUUCCCUAGACUUUUCUAUCUUAGUGACAAUAAAGAUUCGACCAUUAGUGAAUUGGGGAACUGGGAGGAAGGUGUUUGGGUGUGGGAUUUGAAAUGGAGAAGGGUGCUUUUCGACCGGGAAGUCACAGCUACAAACGAUCUGUUAUCUUUCAUUUCUGGUACCUCUCCAAUUACAGGUUGUGCAGAUGGUUGGAUUUGGCGAGCGACAAAGGAGGGCAUGUAUACAACAAAGUCUGCAUAUGAAGUUAUCAAAGGGCUAGGAAACGAGGCUUUGGUGGAGACUUGUAAUAGGGAAAGGUUGGCGAAAAUCUGGAACAUACAGGCUCCACAGAAGACGAGAGUAACGACGUGGAGAAUCCUCAGGGAUCGGCUGCCAACGUGUGAAAAUUUGAGAAAGAGAAAUAUCCCACUUGGAGAGGAGGAGAUUAUGUGUAAUGCUUGCUGUCAACAUUUAGAAACGACAAAUCAUCUGCUUCUGUCGUGCCCGAAGACUGAAAAGGUUUGGAUUGGAAUUCAUUGGUGGCUGGGAAUAAAAGCAGCGUGGCCUCAAUCGGUUGAGGCUCACUUCGAUCUGUUCACAUAUCUUGAUAAAGGAAAUGAAGGUCGACUUUUUCUUGCGACAGUUUGGGUUUGUACCACUUGGCUGUUGUGGAAACGACGUAAUGAAAGCAGAUUUGAGGGCAAGAAUUGGGAGAUCAAUGACGUGAUCGAAGAAGUGAAAGUGAGGAUGUGGAGUUGGAACAAGAUCUUUGGAUUACUUGAUAAGGAAAUUAGUUCUCAAGCUUGGUUCUCUUGUGUAUUUCCUCUUGCUCUUGUGUAA